Messenger RNA from Adineta steineri, 546 nucleotides. The record is from the annotation of a GenBank genome assembly. NCBI's taxonomy places the organism in Eukaryota, Metazoa, Rotifera, Eurotatoria, Adinetida, Adinetidae.
AUGAAGUGUAUCGCAUUACUCGCUGUUUUCUGUUGCAUUGGUGCAUGUGCUGGACAAGGAUCACUUUCAUUGGAUUUCCUUAGUGACAACAUUCUUAAUCCUUUACUUGACUCAAUUCAAACCAAUGCACUCUCCAUGCUUCAAUCCCAAUUAUCUUCACUCAUCUCAAGUCUUUUCUCCGGUAUUGGCAAACGUGGAAUCGCUGAUGCUUUGAAUAUCAACCUUCCCCAACUUUUGGCUCCAUUUAUUGCCAAAAUUAAAGGACUCUACCAACAAGUCUUCACAGUCUUUCUUAGCAUUGUCCAAAACCCAACUGAAUGGAUCAUGAAACCCGAUUGGGCCCGUAUUGAAUUUGUUCGCAUUGCUUCUGAAGUUGAAGUUAUUGUUUCAAAACUCAGUCUUGGAUCUGACUUUUUACAACCACUUGUUGCUCUUGUUCAAAAACACUUAGGUACCCUCAUUGACCAAUUCCAAGGUAUCAUCUUCCAAGUCUUACAAUCUGCUCAAGCAAUUAAACCACUCAUUGGUAACCUCAUCCAAGGAUAA